Messenger RNA from Archocentrus centrarchus (flier cichlid), 5833 nucleotides. RefSeq names its product tenascin-like. Gene Ontology annotation, molecular function: protein binding. The transcript is spliced from 20 exons. The coding region runs from base 119 to 4417 and encodes 1432 amino acids. Gene Ontology annotation, biological process: neuron projection development; regulation of cell adhesion. The record is from RefSeq and is a predicted model, not a curated record. NCBI's taxonomy places the organism in Eukaryota, Metazoa, Chordata, Actinopteri, Cichliformes, Cichlidae.
UCACCCUCCUCCUCCUCCUCCUGCCAGGCGGUCAGUGAGCGAGCUGGACUGAAACAGAGCGGCUUCAGCACCAGCUGACAGAGAAACUCCUGACAUCUCUGAGCAGGGGGGAAAAUCCAUGGAGUGCAAAGGGAAGUCUUUUCCUGGUCCGACCCUUGCAAUGCUUCCCUCCAUCCCCCACCUCCUCCUCAUCCUCCUGCUGGCCAGCCCAGCCCUCCUGACCCCAUCUGAAGAGCUACAGUUAAGGAGUCAAAGGACACCAAGGGAUGCCAAACAGGAUUCCAUCAAGGUGGUCAUCUCAGAGGGUUGUGCCACUCCGGGUGAUUCGCCUGAUGGGAGCCAAGGAGGUAAAGAAAUUGACCUGGCACCUGGUUCUCCUCUGGUUCUGACCCAUAAGAUCAAACUGGUUCCCUCAGAUUCAGCCUCUGGAUCUGGGUCCUGUGGCUGCGAUGCAGACUUUGCUCCCCUGCGGGAGCGUCUGGAGAGGCUGGAGAGGGAAGUGUCAGCCCUCCGGGAGACGUGUGCAGGAACUGAAGAAAGCUGCUGCACCUCAAAGGAAAGCAAAGGUGCAGGAUGCUCCAUCAAACCAGAAACCAGCAAGUGCCCCAAUGAGUGCAGUGAUCAGGGUCGUUGUGUGGACGGCAAGUGUGUAUGCUUCUCUGGAUUCACCGGGCCAGACUGCAGCCAGUCCAACUGCCCCGGGAACUGCAGCAACAGCGGGAAGUGUGUGAACGGACAGUGUGUGUGUGAUCCUGGUUUCAUCGGUCCUGACUGCUCCCAGAGAGCCUGCCCCAAUGACUGCAACAACCGAGGCAGGUGUGUGAACGGCAAGUGUGUGUGUGACAGCGGCUUCACAGGUCCCAGCUGCUUGGAUGAAUCCUGCGCCAGAAACUGCAACAGAAGGGGGCGCUGUGUUGAUGGACAGUGUGUGUGCAAUCCAGGUUUCACUGGUCCUGACUGCUCCCAGAGAGCCUGCCCUGAUAACUGCAACAACCAAGGCAGGUGUGUGAACGGCAAGUGUGUGUGUGACAGCGGUUUCACGGGUCCCAGCUGUUUGAACAAAUCAUGCUCCGGAAACUGCAACAGAAGGGGGCGCUGUGUUGAUGGACAGUGUGUAUGCAAUCCAGGCUUCACUGGUCCUGACUGCUCCCAGAGGGCCUGCCCCAGUGACUGCAACAACCAAGGCAGCUGUGUGAACGGCAGGUGUGUGUGUGACAGUGGCUUCACAGGUCCCAGCUGCUCGGAUGAAUCCUGCCCUGGAAACUGCAACAGAAGAGGGCGCUGUGUUAAAGGACAGUGUGUGUGUAAUCCUGGAUUCACUGGUCCUGACUGCUCAAAGAAGGCAUGCCCAGACAACUGCAACAACCAGGGGAGGUGUGUUAACGGUAAAUGUGUAUGCAACAGCGGCUUCACCGGUGCAGACUGCUCUGAGGCUGCCUGUCCUGGAAACUGCAACAACAGGGGGCGCUGCGUGAAUGGACAGUGCCUUUGUGAUAAUGGUUUCGCUGGUGAGGAUUGCACCGAAAGAGCAUGCCCUAAUGACUGCACUGACCAUGGACGGUGUGUCAGCGGUAACUGUAUAUGUGACAGUGGAUUCAUAGGCAAUGACUGCUCUGAAAAAGCCUGCCCCGAGAACUGCAACAACAGGGGGCGCUGUGUGAAUGGACAGUGUGUUUGUAAUGAUGGAUUCACCGGUGCAGACUGCUCUGAAAAAGCCUGCCCCGACAACUGCAACAACAGGGGGCGCUGUUUGAAUGGACAGUGUGUUUGUAAUGAUGGAUUCACCGGUGCAGACUGCUCUGAAAAAGCCUGUCCCAACAACUGCAACAACAGGGGGCGCUGUGUGAAUGGACAGUGUGUUUGUAAUGAUGGAUUCACCGGUGCAGACUGCUCUGAAAAAGCCUGCCCCGACAACUGCAACAACAGGGGGCGCUGUUUGAAUGGACAGUGUGUUUGUAAUGAUGGAUUCACCGGUGCAGACUGCUCUGAAAAAGCCUGCCCCGACAACUGCAACAACAGGGGGCGCUGUGUGAAUGGACAGUGUGUUUGUAAUGAUGGAUUCACCGGUGCAGACUGCUCUGAAAAAGCCUGUCCCAACAACUGCAACAACAGGGGGCGCUGUGUGAAUGGACAGUGUGUUUGUAAUGAUGGAUUCACCGGUGCACACUGCUCUGAAAAAGCCUGUCCCAACAACUGUGGCAACCACGGGAAGUGUAUAAAUGGGAAGUGUUCUUGCGAUGUUGGCUUCAUGGGGCCUGACUGCAGUGCCAAAAUCUGUCCCAACAACUGCAACAGCAGGGGGCGCUGUGUCAGAGGAAGCUGUGUGUGCCGGCGGGGGUUUAAAGGACCUGACUGCAGCCAGUGUCAGGAGAGGAUGACUGGGCCCAACUGUGAUGUCGUCAUGUCUGGUGUUUCCCAGCUGAGUACUCAGAACAUCACAGAGACGUCUGUCGCCGUGGUUUGGACUCCGCCUCCCGUCCAGUAUGAGACCUACCACAUCACCUUCACCAGCCAGAAGGAGACUGACCAGCAGAUAACUAUGCAGGUGGACGGCAGGCUGACCACCUUCACCCAGACGGGCCUGGCAGCCGGUCAGGAUUACAGAGUCAGCAUUGUGGGAGAGAUCGAUGGCAGGAGGGGAGCUGAGAGUACCGCUGAAUUCACAACACUCAUUUCUGGUCCCACCAACCUUCAAGUUGUCAAGAUGUCCUCCACAUCUGCAGUAGUCCAGUGGGAGCCAUCAGUGGGGGAGAUUGACAGGUACCGUCUGACCGUAACACCCUAUGAUGGAGCAGAGAGUCAAGAAAUGACCAUACCAGCUGACCAGAACUCCGCCCACAUUCAGCAGCUGGAGGCCGGGCAUUUGUAUGAGAUCCAACUCGUGGCAGAGAAAGGAAUGAGCCGAAGCACACCAGAGACCAUCCAGGCAGUCCCUGGCCCUGAGCCUCCAUCAAACAUAGUCUUCAGUAAGGUGACAGAAAACUCAGUGACAGUGUCGUGGACCAAACCGAAGAGUUCUGUCAGCGGGUUCAAAGUCACAUAUACCCAUGCUGAUGAUGGCGAGCCAGUAUCAGUGUCUCUGGACUCAAAGGACUCCACUGUCAGUUUAUCUGAGCUCUCACCUGGUUCUUCUUAUGAGGUCACCAUCAUCUCUACCCUCGGACUGGACGAGAGCGAUCCGGUCAAAGACUUCGUCAUGACACUCCCCGACCCGCCUACACACCUGCGCGCCGUAAACGUCACCGAGUCCUCGGCCCUGUUAUUGUGGCGUCCGGCGCUGGCAGCCGUUGAUAAGUAUUCGAUUGUCUAUGGCGAGGGCACAGGUUCAGAGGUCAGAGUCACGGUGUCUGGAAACUCAGCCGAGCAGCAGCUCACCGGUCUGGAGGAAUCCACCACCUACACCGUCACGGUAACCAGCCAGCUGGGCAGCCGGGACAGCUCGCCGGCCACCACCACCUUCACCACGGCUGGCGGCUCUGGGAGAGUUGGGGAGGGGCUGAAAGACCUCCGAGCGAGCGAUGUGACUCCACGCACUGCCAUGUUGUCAUGGAAGCCACCAUCAAAGCCUGUUAGUAACUACAGACUGAGCUUUCAGGCCGAAGGUCAAGAAAUGAAGGAGGUAAUUGUGGAUGCCUCAUUAACACAGUAUAACCUGACUAGACUUCAUCCUGGAUCCACGUAUACGGUGCAGCUAUUGGCUGAAGGAGAAGGACACUACACAUCCCCCAGCUCCACAGAAUUCACCACUGGAACCCUGCGGUACCCGUUCCCCACUGACUGCUCUCAGGAGCUGCUGAACGGCAUCCGGACAUCAGGAAACACAGAGAUUUUCCCUCAAGGGAGACACUGGUUGCCAGUGAUGGUUUACUGCGACAUGGAGACAGACGGUGGCGGCUGGACGGUCUUCCAGAGGAGGAAGGAUGGCUCAGUGAAUUUCUUCAGAGGCUGGAAAGAGUAUACUAAAGGAUUUGGAGAUCCGAAUGGAGAGUUUUGGCUCGGACUCGAGAGUAUCCACAAUCUCACAGCGAUGACCAGGAUGAGUCUGCGCGUCGACCUGCGAAACGGGGAGGAUUCUGCGUUUGCUCAGUACUCGACGUUCGAGGUGGCCAAGAAGAACUACAAACUGACUGUGGGAGGAUACAGCGGCACGGCAGGUGACUCUCUCACUUAUCACAACAACCGGAUCUUCUCCACCAAAGACCGGGACCUGGCGUCCUUCAUCACCCGCUGCGCCAUGUCUUAUCGAGGAGGCUGGUGGUACAAGAACUGCCAUGAAGCAAACCUCAACGGCCUCUACGGCAUCAACAUCAAACACCAGGGGGUGAUCUGGACCGCCUGGAAAGGAAAAGACUUUUCCAUCCCGUUCACUGAGAUGAAGAUGAGACCGGCAGCCUUCCGGCCUCCGUCCCGAGCGUGAACGUGAAAGGCGGUGAUGAUGAUGAACUGCUAAACACACAUGCACGGACGGCAGCGUGUCAGCAUGUGUGAACACACACAGAGCAGACUGAACACACAUAUUGAAACAGGGAGCUCGGUCUCCUUUGAGAAGAUUUGUAUAGAGUCAGUUAUCAGUAUGUUACUGCAGAUUGAACAGGUUCCUUCUUUGCACCAAUAUUUUAAAGCGGGGCAUCUUCCUCCAUAUUUAAAGGCUCAGUUCACACAGAUUACAACACAGCUGGUGACUAGUUAGGCAGUUCUGGUUUCAUGUGCAGAUACUCUGAGAGAUCCCAAGUCUCAAACCCUGAAGUCCUCCUGGGUCCUGAUCCAAAACAGACCACAGAAAACCUUUCAGGGGCCCGACCCAAAUAUAAGCUACUUUUGGCCAGUUAAACCUGAUUUCAAAACAGAAAAAAUCACCAGCCACAAACCAUUUCAGGUCCUUUGACCAGUUUACAUGCAGUUGCAGAAGAAUAGUGAUGCCUUAAGAGUGAAUAAAGUCAUGGAAAUUCAUUCAUAUUCAAAACCAAAUUAAAAAGCUGUACAGUCCUGUCUCCACAGCUGAAUCUAAGAAAAGAUGCAGCAGCACACUCGGCUCAUUCAGAUCCACACAGACCAGCUCAGAGGAACUUCUGGUCCUUGUAUACAGGUUUUUCCAUCAUUAUGUGCCUCAAAUUUGAAAAAUAAAUACAAAUUUAAAACAUUUUUUAACCUGCCUUUUAAGAAAGAAGUGAUCCAAAAAAGAUUUUAGUAUUUAGAUCAGAUCAUAGUGAAAUCAAAUGAACAGAGGACCUGCUUAUGAUUUGAGGCCCGUAGAAGCUUUUCAUAUGGUUCAAUAACAGCCCCGCUUUAAAGCUCAGCAGCGCCCCCUCACUGUGAGCGACAUCAGCUGAGACAGGUCAGAGCGAAAGCUGUGUUUGUCCCUGCGUGUGUCACUUUAUCGUUCUGCAAACAAAUCUGUGUUUUAUGUUCCUGUUUGAUGUAUAUGGCCCCUAAAGGAAUUCAGUAAUAAAAUAACUCAAACUGGGCGGCUGCAAAGUUGCAUUUUUUAAAGGAGCUGAAUUUUGAUUAAACACUCAGCUGCAGAAAAAUGAAUGAAAUCAUUCUUUCCUUUUUGUGAUAAAGACUGAAAAUAUUUUUAAAAGAACGUGUUGUCAGUACUGUUUGAGCAGUCUACAGAGUUUCCUCUCACCCUCUGCAGCUUCCACCUGCAGUAAAUGGACUGAAGCGGGACGCAGUGUUGGCCUUAAAAAUAAUCUCUUUGAGGAGUUUGUUUCAGUGACACUCAGGCGUUUUUUUCCAAACACCAACAGUAAAAGUUAUUUGAUAGCACAGCAGAACAUUUCUCACUGAAGUGAUGUGGUGUACACAAGGUAUCAUAACUGGAAAUACUUCU